CUUUGAGAAAAAACAAUCUCCAUCCUCUUCCGAUCCAAACACUAAAAGCUUUCCCCUUUUCCCCCUUUCCUCUCUCAAAGCUCCCACCACUCUCACUCCCAACCCCAAUCCCAACCCCUCUCUCUCAGAUCAAAAAAUGUCAGAAGGGUACGCGAUCGAGCUCUACUUCGACCCAUCACUCGAGAACCAAGUCCUCAAAGCCUGGAACGUCUUCGCCCGCCGCCAAAUCAGCACCAAACUCAUCAACACCGAGUCUCGCCCCCACCUCACCCUCUUCUCCUCCUCCUCCUCCUUCCUCGACCCUUCAAAACUCGAACCCAUCCUCAAAUCCUUCGCCUCCAAACACGACCCUCUCCCUCUCUCCUUCUCCUCCAUCGGAAGCUUCUCCGGCGACAACAACUCCCUCUUCCUCUCCCCGACUCCCUCCCUCUCCCUCCUCCACCUCCAGGCGCAGAUCGUCGAGGCCGUGAAGAGGGAAGGGGUCGAGAUUGGGGAGGAGUUUAGGCAGGACUCGUGGGUCCCGUUCUGUCCCGUCGCGGUUGAUGUGGCGAGGGGUCGGAUGGGGGAGGCGUUCUCGGUUUUGAGGGAGUUGAAGAUGCCUGUUAAUGGGUAUGCGAUGGAUGUUGGGGUUGUUGAGUUUGACCCUGUUCGUGAAGUCUUGUCCUUUGCUCUUGGUAACAACAACAACUUGGAGUCUUGAUUUGUUGUAUUUGGGGUUUUGUGUCUUAAUUGUAUUGGGUUCAUGUAAUUUGAUGGAACAGUGCAGAAAGCUAUGUACUUUACUGGAGAACUUAGCUGUUUUUUUGUGUCUGUUUACGUAACUUGUGUUUGGAUCAGGUUUUGUGUAAUAGAUUUGAUCUUUCUUGUUUCUGCUGAGCUUUCUCCAUAUGCUUGAUUAGAAUUAAAGUUUUAUUAAUCUGAGAGAUUAUGCAUUUCUGUUUACACAUA
Molecule: messenger RNA, 948 nt
Organism: Eruca vesicaria subsp. sativa (arugula)
Lineage: Eukaryota; Viridiplantae; Streptophyta; Magnoliopsida; Brassicales; Brassicaceae
Source: the annotation of a GenBank genome assembly